AUGGCUCGUUCCUCCAAACUCUUUCACCAGUUCAACCAUAUUAGGACUUUUGUGAAUGCGAGGGUUAAAUGGGUUCGAGAUCCCGAUCUUGACACUGCAGUUCUCAAAGAGAAAAAUCUUAAACAUGUAAUUUCUCUCAAGAACCAUAUUGUUUCGUCUCCUUCUAAAUCCUUAUCCAUCUACAAUGCCUCUAUGUUGAAAUCUUCACUUGAACUUCCUACGACGACUAUCAAAUUUGUUGAGAAAUAUCGUCAUGUUUUCUGUCAAUUCCAACCGAGUCCUGGUCUCCCUCCACGCAUUAAGCUCACUACUCAAGCUUUAUCCCUCCAUAAAGAAGAGAUGGAAGUACAUAAUUCUCCCACUAACCGUGAAGAGACUGUACGGAGGCUGGCAAGGCUUCUGAUGCUCGCUGGCAUGGCGAGGUUGCCGAUUUAUGUAAUUGAGAAGCUAAAAUGGGAUAUGGGUCUUCCUCAUGAUUAUGUUACAACUCUUUUGGCUUAUUAUCCUGAUUAUUUUGAUGUUUGUGUGGUAAAAGAUCCGUCGUCUGGGGAAGAAGUGCUUGCUUUAGAACUUGUUUCUUGGAGAAAAGAUCUUGCCGUGUCUGAGUUAGAGAAGAGGGUAAUGAGCUUGAACUAUGGUGCAGAUAAAAGAAGACAUGAUAUUGCAUUUCCCAUGUUUUUGCCCACAAGUUUUGCUUUAGAGAAAAGGGUGAAAACUUGGGUUGAGGGUUGGCAAACAUUGCCUUACAUUUCUCCAUAUGAAAAUGCAUUUCAUCUUGACUCGUAUAGUGACCAGGCAGAGAAGUGGACAGUAGCAAUUUUGCAUGAGUUGCUUUCUCUUUUAGUGUCCAAGAAGACAGAAAGACAGAAUUUGAUUUAUUAUGGAGAGUGUUUGGGGUUGGGCUUGAGAUUUAAGAAGGCUUUGGUUCAUCAUCCUGGUAUAUUUUACAUCUGUAAUAAGAUUAGGACUCAGACUGUUGUCCUUAGGGAGGCUUACAGAAAUGAGUUUCUGGUUAAGAAACAUCCAGUGAUGGGUAUGAGAUAUUGGUACAUUCACCUCAUGACGAAGACAUAG
Molecule: messenger RNA, 1074 nt
Organism: Lathyrus sativus (Indian pea)
Lineage: Eukaryota; Viridiplantae; Streptophyta; Magnoliopsida; Fabales; Fabaceae
Source: the annotation of a GenBank genome assembly